UGCUGGACGGUGAAGUGACUUAAUACGGACUCAAACGGAAGAAAGCGUACCCCCAAAAUGUUGAAUAUUAGUGUUCUGUUGGGUGCCCUGAUCCUGAUCUGCCUUGCAGCUGCCCCUGCCUGCGGUAGCUUUUUCCACGGUCCACCAGCAGCGGUGGGAGUUCCGGUGGGUGUUCCAUUUCCGGUGCCAGUGCCGGUUCCCUCUCCAGUUCCUGUGGCAGUGCCUGCUCCUGUAGCAGUGCCUGCUCCUGUGGCCGUCUCGGAUACCGUGACCAUUCCCGCUGCCUACGGCUAUGCCUCUGUUCCUUCCUUCCAUCAUUCCCCUCCGCCUGCCACGCACUUCAAGUAUGCCGCUGCCUACGCGGCCCCAGCGCCCUCCAUCAAGUACUCCCUCGGUGCUCCAGUGACGACCACAACGACAACAUAUUCAGGAUUUGCAGCACCACAUCCGCCCCAAUUUGCAGCACCGCCGCCCCAAUUUGCAGCACCUCCGCCCCUUCAAUAUGCAGCCUCCCAUUAUGCUGCGCCUGCUCCGUCGCAGUUCUACGCCAGAUUCGCACCCCCGCCUGGCUACCAGCUGGCAGCCGCACCGCCAGCCUUCCAUGGCAGAUACAAACUCCGCUUUGGGGCACCUCCGGCAGCGCCAGCCGCCGUCUACGGGGCCCCACCGCCGCCGCCGUCUCUGUCCUACGCCGCCAACCAGGGCUGGUAGGCUGCGCUGCCAUCCGCAUAAACACUCGCAUAA
Messenger RNA from Drosophila obscura, 744 nucleotides. RefSeq names its product extensin-1. The record is from RefSeq and is a predicted model, not a curated record. Lineage: Eukaryota; Metazoa; Arthropoda; Insecta; Diptera; Drosophilidae. The transcript is spliced from 2 exons. Bases 58 to 711 code for a protein of 217 amino acids.